ACCUUUAUUUUUCCUCACGGGUUUCAUUUCACCCAUUUCAUCUGAUAAAAACGAUUCUCUUUCAUUUCUUCACAUUCAUUCACUCUCCCCAUUCAAAACAUGACUAAACGCAGCGUUUCAAUGAGGCUAGUUACUUGCUUAGCCUCCCCUAAGUUCUCCUUGAACGUCUUGUGUCUUGUCGUCACAGUUUUUGUUCUUCUUCAAAUCUGGUCAUUUCACAUUACCCAACAGCCCAUUUUACUUCCUCCUUCACUAUUCACAUAUCUGAAAGAACAACAACAAGAACCUGAACAAAUAAUAUCUGAGAACGAGACGGCUUACUUGGUGGAGAAACUACGUGAGUCGGUAACAUUCCUUCCUCUGAAAGACCUUCGUUUUUCAAACAAACCACUCGAAGGUCAUACUUGGUUUAUGAGCUCUCUCUACGAUAACCAAACAAAAGGUGAAGUUCAAUAUCAAGAAUUUCCUUCAGAAUCUUCAAAAGGAAGGCUUUUGUGUUUGAAAGGGGUUGAUGAGCAUGAUGGGUCAUGGAACUACUAUGCACUGGCUUGGCCUCAAGCUCUUCCGGUCAAUGCCAGUCUCCAGGAGGGAUUGACAUUUGUUUCCUAUAAUCAUUACAGUUACGGUAACAUGUGGCAUGGACUAUCCGCCAUGGUCCCGUUUGUUGCUUGGAGCUUAAGAAACCAAUGCGAAAGUCCUCAAAGGUGGGUUUUAUACCAUUGGGGAGAACUCAGGUUCAAGAUGGGGAACUGGUUGAGUGAGAUAAUAACAGCUACUUACGGUCAGAACACCAAAUUUUUACGGUUUGUUGAUGAGAACAAGCCCGUGUGCUUCCACAAGGCAGUCGUUAUGAGACACAAUGAAGGUGGUAUGUCAAGGGAGAGAAGAAUGGAAGCCUUUGAUCUCAUUAGAUGCAAAGCGAGAAAAUACUGUAACAUAAGCUUGUCCCAGACAUCAGAAUCGCGAAUAGGUAUGACAUUGCUAAUGAGAACCGGACCAAGAUCGUUCAAGAAUGAGUCAGCCGUGAUUGAUGUCUUUAAGAGGGAGUGUAAAAGAGUUGAAGGGUGUGAAUUGAAGGUUUCUUAUUCAAAUAAUCUAACAUUUUGUGAGCAAGUGGAGCUGAUGAAAAUGACUGAUGUUUUAGUAUCACCACAUGGUGCACAGCUUACUAACUUGGUUCUAAUGGAUAGAAAUAGUAGCGUGAUGGAAUUUCUCCCUAAAGGAUGGCGUAAGCUUGCAGGAGUUGGUCAGCUUGUGUACCAAUGGGGAGCUAGUUGGUCAGGAAUGCGACACGAAGGCUCGUGGCAUGAUCCAGAUGGGGAAAUAUGUCAGUUUCCCGAUACUGAUAGGCGAUGUAUGUCGGUCUAUAAGAACGGUAGGAUCGGAUACAAUGAGACUUAUUUUGGCGAGUGGGCGAAAAGUGUUUUGGGUAAGUUAAGAGAAAAAAAGAUGGAAAAUGUUCUAGGACGCAACCACAGUUAUGGUUCGCUAGAUGGAUGUUGGUGUUGAUGGAAGUGUAGGCAACCAAAAUAGCCAAAUAAUACUCUGUACUUUUUAAUAUAACGAAAUAACAGAGUUUAUAGCCAA
This is a messenger RNA of Arabidopsis lyrata subsp. lyrata, 1587 nucleotides long. RefSeq lists its product as uncharacterized. Lineage: Eukaryota; Viridiplantae; Streptophyta; Magnoliopsida; Brassicales; Brassicaceae. The transcript has a single exon. Gene Ontology annotation, molecular function: glycosyltransferase activity. Bases 100 to 1509 code for a protein of 469 amino acids. The record is from RefSeq and is a predicted model, not a curated record.